Penicillium brevicompactum is the source of this 1440-nucleotide messenger RNA. Its product is annotated as MATE family efflux transporter. Gene Ontology annotation, molecular function: antiporter activity; xenobiotic transmembrane transporter activity. Gene Ontology annotation, biological process: xenobiotic detoxification by transmembrane export across the plasma membrane. Gene Ontology annotation, cellular component: membrane. Bases 1 to 1440 code for a protein of 479 amino acids. Lineage: Eukaryota; Fungi; Ascomycota; Eurotiomycetes; Eurotiales; Aspergillaceae. The record is from RefSeq and is a predicted model, not a curated record. The transcript is spliced from 4 exons.
AUGGUUCCCGAAAACAGCAGGACUGAAUCGUCCCCCCUCCUGCACCAUGACACUGAAGCCGGGAACAGCGAAUCCUUCAAGUCAGGAUGGCGGCUAGAAUUAUCAAUCAUUUCUAAAUACACAGCCCCACUCAUGAUAGCGCUCCUCCUUCAGCAUGCAUUGACCGGUUCUAGCAUUUUCAUGGUGGGCCAUCUGGGGAAGAAGGAGAUCGGAGCCGUGAGCUUGGCGAACAUGACCGCCCAGAUCACCGGCUACUUCGUCUUCCAGGGCCUGGCUACUUGUCUGGACACAUUAUGUCCGCAGGCUUACGGUUCUGGAAAACCGACUAUGGUUGGACUGCACGUCCAGCGAUUAACGCUAUUCAUGCUCGUUCUCAUCAUUCCCAUCGGUGCCAUUUGGUUCAAUGCAGACCGUAUCUUCCUCUUGAUUUUACCGGAUGAGUCUAAAGAGACUGCUAUCCUCGCCGGACUGUAUUUGAGAAUUGCGAUCCUGGGCGCUCCCGGCUAUGCGUGUUUUGAGUCCGGAAAGCGCUUUUUCCAGGCCCAGGGUAUGUUUGGUGCCAGUCUGGCUGUCCUUUUGGUUUGCUCCGUGUUGAAUAUUUUCAUGGGCUGGCUAUUUGUUUGGAAAUUGCAAUGGGGGUUUGUUGGUGCACCGAUCGCCGUUGCAAUUGCAAACAGUCUUCUUCCAGUUUUCUUAGCACUCUACGUCAUCUUCGUCAAUGGAUCCGAGUGCUGGCAUCCUAUCUCGAUGGAGAUCUGGUACGGCUGGGGUCCGAUGUUGCGCCUUGCUAUCCCAAGCUGGCUGAUGAUCGAAGCCGAGGUUCUCGCCUGGGAGUUCAUGACCUUGACAUCAUCCCGACUGGGUGCUACUGAACUUGCAGCCCAAGCAGCUCUCUCAACACUUGCCGACUUUGCGUUCCAGGUUUCGUUCUCAAUCGCUGUUGCCGGUGGAACGCACGUCGCCUAUCUGGUUGGAUCGGGCUUUUUGCAGCGCGCUGCCACAGCAUCUAGAGUCAUGGUAUGCUCCUCCUUCGGCUCUGGCAUUGCAAACAUGGUUGUGAUAUUUGCUCUUCGUGGUGUCAUUCCUGGUCUCUUUAGCGAUAUUGGGGAGGUCUGGCAUUAUAUCUACUUCUUGCUGCCUCUGGGUGCAGUUGUUCAAAUAUCCGACUCUGUGGCUACAUCUCUCAAUAGUCUUCUGCGGGCUGUCGGCCGACCAGACCUGGGUAGCUAUGUUCAACUCUCGGUAUAUUACCUCGUCGGUGUCACCCUGGCUUUUGCUUUGGAUUGGAGCAUAUUUGGACUGUGGUGUGGAAUCCUUGUCGGCCAAGCCAUUAUUGUGCUGGUUGAAGGUUUCUAUUUCUGGAAGAUGGUCGAUUGGGCUAAAGCGUCCCAAGAAGCGAUAGAGCGAAUCACUGCUUUCUUUAAGCACCACAUCAUCUAG